AUGACUGCCAAGAUCCCGCGCAACUUUCGCCUGCUGGAAGAGCUCGAGAAGGGCGAGAAGGGCCUCGGGGCGGAAGCCUGCAGCUACGGCCUCGAAGACGGCGAGGAUCUCCUCAUGAGCAACUGGAACGGGACCAUCCUCGGGCCUCCUCAUUCUGUCCAUGAAAAUCGCAUAUACAGUCUCAAGAUGCACUGCGGCGACAGCUACCCAGACGAGCCGCCGACGAUCCAGUUCGUCAGCCAGGUCAACCUGCCCUGCGUGGAUCACCGCAACGGCACCGUCGACCCGAAGCAGCUCCCGUGCCUCGCGCAGUGGAAACGCGACAACACCAUGGAGACGGUCCUGAUCGAGCUGAGAAGAUACAUGGCCGCGCCGAUGAACAAGAAAAUCCCCCAACCACCUGAAGGUUCGACUUACUCGUGA
This is a messenger RNA of Ustilaginoidea virens, 423 nucleotides long. RefSeq lists its product as uncharacterized. Gene Ontology annotation, biological process: protein K63-linked ubiquitination; DNA damage tolerance. The record is from RefSeq and is a predicted model, not a curated record. Lineage: Eukaryota; Fungi; Ascomycota; Sordariomycetes; Hypocreales; Clavicipitaceae. The transcript has 3 exons. Bases 1 to 423 code for a protein of 140 amino acids. Gene Ontology annotation, cellular component: nucleus.